This is a messenger RNA of Tarenaya hassleriana, 2148 nucleotides long. Its product is annotated as serine/threonine-protein kinase D6PKL1-like. Gene Ontology annotation, cellular component: cytoplasm; plasma membrane; nucleus. The record is from RefSeq and is a predicted model, not a curated record. Bases 310 to 2013 code for a protein of 567 amino acids. NCBI's taxonomy places the organism in Eukaryota, Viridiplantae, Streptophyta, Magnoliopsida, Brassicales, Cleomaceae. Gene Ontology annotation, molecular function: protein serine/threonine kinase activity; ATP binding. Gene Ontology annotation, biological process: protein phosphorylation. The transcript has 3 exons.
GUCCUGAAAAAGAGGAGGGAGAAAGAAGAAAGCAGGGAACAGAGUGGGGCAAUGGCUUCUCUGCGUAAAUUUUAUUUAUUAAGAAUCAACAACGAAAUACAAAGAAAAAGGAAAGCUCUGCGCUCUGACAAGACCUUUGUUCCUCCCUCCCUCCCCCUCUCUCUAUCUCUCCGGCGGAGGUCGCCGCCGCAUCUCCGUCGCGUCGUCUAUCUACCUUUGUAGCGGAAGCAGUUCUUUGACGGCGAGCUCGGAGAUGGAGUUAUUCUGAUCUGAUGUCCCUUCACUAGCCUCUGAACCAUAAUUGCCAAAAUGGCUUCCAAACCAGAGGCAGAUAUUCUAAAAAGGGACGUGCAGUUACAAAAACACGUUGAGAAUAAGGCAAAGCCAUGUGAUAGAGGAGCUUCUGAAGCAGAAAAGUUGCCAACUUCUUGUGAUUCCUUGGAGACGAAGCUCGAAUCAAUCUCUAUGUCACCCAAUCUUGGAAAAACACCCGGUCGAGUUGAUUCUCCUGUUAGUGAGACCAGAAGUCUGCAAGACAAUUACAUUGACCAAGGGAAGAAAACAUCUGGUUCCGAUUAUGAAAGUGUGAAGGACAGUUUUGUUUCUGCCAAGAUUAGCAGCGACGGGACAAGUAGCAAUCUCGGGAGAACGAGUGGAAGCGCCAAGAUUAGCGAUCGUCUUGAAUUUGCAGAGAGUGGGAAGAACAGCAUAUGCAGGGGAAGCACAAGCAGUGAUGUGAGCGAUGAAAGCAGCUGUAGCAGCGGUAUAAGCAAACCUCACAAAGGCAAUGACUUGAGAUGGGAAGCCAUCCAGGCCGUCAGAUCGAGAGGGGUUUUGGGUUUAAGCCAUUUCCGGCUCCUCAAGAGGUUGGGUUGCGGUGAUAUCGGAAGCGUUUACCUCGCAGAGUUGAGCGGAACCAUGUGUUAUUUUGCCAUGAAGGUUAUGGACAAGACAUCCUUAGCUACUCGUAAGAAGCUCCUUCGAGCUCAGACCGAGAGAGAGAUACUGCAGUGCUUGGAUCAUCCUUUCCUUCCAACCCUUUACACCCAUUUCGAGACCGAUAAAUUCUCUUGUCUGGUGAUGGAAUUCUGUCCUGGAGGAGACCUGCACAUGCUCAGGCAAAGGCAACCCGGCAAGUAUUUCCCCGAGCAGGCCGUUAAAUUUUACGUGGCCGAGGUCCUGUUGGCUUUGGAGUACCUUCACAUGCUCGGUAUUAUCUAUCGUGAUCUUAAGCCAGAAAACGUCCUUGUGAGGGAAGAUGGACACAUAAUGCUAUCGGACUUUGAUCUGUCCCUCCGCUGUGCUGUAAGCCCAACUCUUGUGAAAACCACAUCUCUUGAAUCUAACCCGUCACGGAAAAACCCUGUUUAUUGCGUCCAGCCAUCUUGUAUACAACCAUCAUGCGUUGGACCUACGACUUGUUUAUCGCCCAGAUUCUUCUCGAGCAAGUCCAAAAAGGAACGGAAGGCCAAAAACGAAACAGGAAACCAAGUCAGCCCAUUACCCGAGCUGAUUGCUGAGCCGACUGAUGCUCGGUCCAUGUCCUUUGUCGGGACGCAUGAGUACUUGGCUCCUGAGAUAAUCAAGGGCGAAGGGCAUGGAAGUGCAGUUGAUUGGUGGACUUAUGGCAUCUUUCUCUACGAGCUUCUCUUCGGCAGGACACCCUUCAAAGGAUCAGGCAAUCGCCAGACGUUAUUCAACGUGGUGGGUCAGCCACUUCGUUUUCCAGAGGCACCCGUCGUGAGUUUUGCAGCGAGGGAUCUCAUACGAGGGCUGCUCGUGAAAGAGCCUCAGCAUAGGCUGGCUGUCAAGCGAGGUGCAACCGAGAUAAAGCAGCAUCCUUUCUUUGAAGGCGUGAACUGGGCAUUGAUACGGUGUGCCACUCCGCCGGAAAUACCCGCAGCAAAGGCUUUGGAGGUAGAAGAAAGUCUACCUGCCGCGACUGGCGAGAAGAGCGUACUGUCUCAGCCACAGAAGGGUUUGGAUAAGUAUCUCGAAUUCGAUUUCUUCUAGCCUUUGUCUGGUCUUGUUGUGCGCUUGCAAGUAAAACGGGCAGUGUAGGGUUUUGGUCCUUUGGAUACUGUGUUGUUGACAGACGGUUUGGAAAGUUUAUGCCAUUAUUCAAUGCUUAGUUCUUUGCCAUUGCCA